UUGUCGGAAGGACCAGAAGUCCGUUUCAUCCGUGCAUAGAACGCGUUCCGCAGCAUCGUCGCGAAUUUACAACCGGGAGCUGUCAUGCUCGUGACACUUUCGCCCGCGUUUUCGUGCCAGUAAAUUCGCGUUCGAGAACGUCGCCGGCCGUUUGAAUGCGCGCGCACGACAACGUUGUGACGAUACAGUGAAAGAGACCCGGUGAAUCGAGAUCUCUUCGUUGGACAGCACGAACCGUGCAGAAAGGUAUCUCCGUGGCUUUAUCAACCCCCUCGCUGGUAACGUUGUGCGUUCAGGGCUCGCCUAUGUUGAACUGAUCGCGGCGGUAGAGCGUGUUCGAGAGCAUCGAUACCUACAUCUGACGCGAAGUCCGACGCACCGCCAUGGAGGUAUUGAUUUACGAGGCGAGCAACGGCCAGGAAAUGAACGCGGCCGGCUCGCCGGUAUACGCCAUGGGAAAGGAACCGAUUAAGGAUAAGCCGGAGGAUAAACAAACGAAAGGCGCGACGGCACGGUUUAUGGAAACCGACACGGCGCACACGGUCGACAUCAUGUUCGAAAACAUCACGUACACGGUGUCGCUUGGCUGCAGGAAAGGCCAGAAAGAGAUACUGCACGGGAUCAGCGGAAGGCUUCCGGCGAAACACUUGAUCGCGCUUAUGGGACCAUCUGGAGCGGGGAAGUCGACAUUGUUGAACGUACUGUCGGGAUACAGGAUAACCGGCGUGAAUGGUAACGUCUACAUCAAUGGACGUGCUCGACAGAUGAAUUCUUUUCGAAAAUGCAGCGCGUACAUCACUCAGGACGAUCGCUUGGAGCCAUUGUUGACGGUCAUCGAGAGCAUGAGAGUGGCCGCUGACCUCAAGCUCCCAACGAAGAUCCCGCAUCACGAGAAGGAAACGAUAAUCGUGGAGAUCCUUACCACUUUGGGCCUGUCCGAGCACAUGAACACGCGAGCAGGAAGAUUGAGCGGGGGUCAGAAAAAGAGGCUGUCCAUCGCUUUGGAGCUGGUUAACAACCCGACUGUUAUGUUCCUCGACGAGCCAACGACUGGUCUGGACAGUUCGUCUUGCAUGCAAGUGGUGAAUCUACUGAAGCUGCUGGCGCGACAAGGACGGACGAUCAUUUGCACGAUCCAUCAGCCCAGCGCGUCCCUUUUCCAGCUUUUCGAUCUGGUGUACGUGUUGUCGAAAGGGGAGUGCUUGUUCCACGGUGCAACCAGUCAAGUGAUACCUUUCUUAGAGAAUGUCAAAUUGCCCUGCCCUAUGUACCACAAUCCAGCCGAUUACGUGAUCGAGUUGGCCUGCGGUGAAUACGGAGACGACAAAAUAUCGUUGCUGAUAUCCGGCUCGCAGAAUGGCAAGAGCUUGCAGUGGUUCGAAAAUUCGGACGCACUGUUGGACGCUAAAGGCUUGAGAGCGUUGCAUCCUCUCAAAAAGAUCAUCGACGCGGACGGUAAGAGUAGCCUGCAAGCGACUUCAUUGACGCAUCAGAUCAGAGUCUUGAUGGCGAGGGGCUUUCUGAUGUGCAAACGUGAUACGACUUUAACACACUUGCGAAUCCUAGUUAACGUGUCUGUCGGUUUCAUGCUUGGCUCGGUAUUCCUUCAGACCGGUAUGGACGGUGCCAGAGUUCUAGAUAACUACAAUCUCCUCUUCUCUAUUCUUAUACAUCACAUGAUGACCACGAUGAUGCUCACGGUAGUCACGUUUCCUAUGCAGAUGAACAUACUACUGAAAGAGCACUUCAACAGAUGGUACAGCUUAAAGGCGUUUUACACGGCUCUGACGUUGAUCGAUUUGCCGAUUUCAAUAUUCUGCUGCCUAAUUUUCACCGUGAUAGUAUACUUGAUAACGUCGCAACCGUUGGAGAUCACGCGUUUCUUAAUGUUUUUCUCGAUCAGUUUGUUGGUGUCUUUCGUAAGUCAAGGAACUGGUCUCAUGAUCGGAGCAGUAUUCGAUGUAGUUAACGGAACAUUCAUCGGACCAACGUUGUCAGUGCCGUUGAUGAUGUUUGCUGGAUUCGGUGUAUCGUUGCGCGAUAUACCGAGUUAUCUGAAAUGGGGCACAUACGUCAGUUUCCUACGAUAUGGCCUGGAAGGGUUCAUCAGCGCCAUCUACGGAUUCGAUCGACCAGUCUUGCCCUGCAAAGAGAAAAAUAACUUGUACUGCCACUACAGAUACACAACGAAAUUCCUCUCCGACAUUGCCAUGGACUCCGAGCAGUACUGGAACGACAUCGUCGCCCUCGUUGUAAUACUUAUUAUAACGCGGUGUGCCGCUUACGUACUUCUAAGAUGGAAGAUCGUUUCGAUGCGAUAGAUCGAUCGGAGAGGUUAUCGCUGGUCAAAUCUAACGCGUACGCCGCGAACCGUUUUCGAGUACCUUUCUUCUUAUCGUGAUAUCGAUAGAUGAGUGUUUUAGUCGUGCAACGAGUCCGGUACAGUGAGCGACAUUAAUCGCUUGCGAUUAAAUCAGUAAUGGUACCGUGAAAGGUUAACGAACGAAAGUGCAGCGUAGAGGUGUAAAUUAAAUGUAAUUUUAAGGCUAUCGUUCCGAUGCGAUAUCUUCGGAAGUUAAACGUGAUAUUUAAGAAUUGCUCAACGAAAGUCAAUUAACAAGGCGCGCGUGUUUUUUUUACACGCGGUAACGUUUAAAAGACAAAUUGGGAGGAACGAUCGUUUCCCAGUUUACAGGGUUUUUAAUUUUAUUUUAAACUACCGUCGACACCCAAGUUCUUCCAUUUUCGCGUGCAAUCCUUAACCGCAUAUGUAAGGUAUUUUUAUACGAUUAUUUUGUUAACAUUUUUUAUACCGAUGGGACCAGAAAUACAGUUCAGUAAAGUGUAUUCACAGUGAGACGUAAAUGGGAUUAACUAGUCAGUUAACUAGUGUGAAACUUAACCCUUUGCACUCCGAAUUAUAGUUCAAUUUUAGUUAUCAGCGCCUUUAAGUGUUUUAUUUGAAAUUUACCUGUUAAAAUAUCUGUUUACACUGUUGUUGUAUCUUGUAAUUUUCAAGCGUACGAUAUCUCUUUGGUUUGGACUUGAAAAAAUGUUGAAAAGGAGCUCCUUGUUUAAUCAUACUCGACAUAGGAGUGCAAAGGGUUAAUGGUAGGUGAAUCGGUUGGCUGGUAGUUGGGGAUGUUGUGGCUCCCGAAGCAGUUAGUAAUAAGUUCAAUAAGACGUCUGAGGUGGUGACUUAAACACGAGGAAGUGAAUAGUAGGACUAGGCCCUUCCGUAGGCUCAUUCCAGCUCGUCGAAGUGUUUUACAAUUUAAAUAAGCAAUAAGC
Messenger RNA from Colletes gigas, 3291 nucleotides. Its product is annotated as ATP-binding cassette sub-family G member 4. NCBI's taxonomy places the organism in Eukaryota, Metazoa, Arthropoda, Insecta, Hymenoptera, Colletidae. Gene Ontology annotation, cellular component: plasma membrane. Gene Ontology annotation, molecular function: ATP binding; ABC-type transporter activity; ATP hydrolysis activity. Bases 384 to 2321 code for a protein of 645 amino acids. The transcript has 13 exons. The record is from RefSeq and is a predicted model, not a curated record.